AUGAAUCGACAAUCUUCACGAUUUCAAGAGAAAUGCACAAAUAUCUAUUCCCAUGCAAAGAUAACUCGGAACCUUGUAAAUGAAGAGCUACUACGUAUUUGCCAAGUCGCUUAUGCAGUAGAAAUAAUAUCAGCACCGUUUAAGAAUUCGAUGGCAGUGGCGAGCCUUCUGGUCUCGUCAAACUCCUUACCUGCUUCCGUCGUCCAGAUGUCACACGAUCCUUCAGGCCAGCUCCAGUCAGGAAGUAUCGGCCUCUUCGAUGAUGACGACGAAUACUAUGCCACUCAAGCCCGUAUCCAGCGCCGACAAGAGCGCAGAAACCGGCGAGCCCACCGAUUAGCCAGGGGAUCUAGACUCCCUCCCUUCUCUUGGCUCGCUAAAGUAUUCGGUUGGACAAGCAAAAGCAAAAGCAAAAGCAAAAGCACUCAUGAAGCGAGCAUGAGCGCAAACGAAACGGUGGUGUGGAAGCGGGCACGGCAAUCGACUUCCCAAUCCAGACUUUGUAUCCCGAGCCAAAGUUCCAAGGAAGGAGAAGAGACAGAACUGUAUGAAAUUUCCGGGGCAUAUUCGAGGCCUCCUUCGCCAUCGAUCUUCCUAGAGGAGUGCGAGGUAGUGAGAGUGAGGCUGAAUAAGCAGAGUGGAUGGGAAAUCGCACCCAAGUCUAUGAUUCAUCCGCGCAAAAGUAGGGAAGAAGAGAUAGAGUCUUUGCUAAGCUCAGUUUCUGAUGAGGAUGCCGCGGGAUAG
This is a messenger RNA of Lindgomyces ingoldianus, 744 nucleotides long. RefSeq lists its product as uncharacterized. The record is from RefSeq and is a predicted model, not a curated record. The transcript is spliced from 2 exons. NCBI's taxonomy places the organism in Eukaryota, Fungi, Ascomycota, Dothideomycetes, Pleosporales, Lindgomycetaceae. Bases 1 to 744 code for a protein of 247 amino acids.